Messenger RNA from Aspergillus sclerotioniger CBS 115572, 1868 nucleotides. It is a transcript of the gene tim44, whose product is annotated as protein translocase subunit TIM44. Gene Ontology annotation, molecular function: protein-folding chaperone binding. NCBI's taxonomy places the organism in Eukaryota, Fungi, Ascomycota, Eurotiomycetes, Eurotiales, Aspergillaceae. Gene Ontology annotation, cellular component: mitochondrial inner membrane. The transcript has 2 exons. Bases 173 to 1732 code for a protein of 519 amino acids. Gene Ontology annotation, biological process: protein import into mitochondrial matrix. The record is from RefSeq and is a predicted model, not a curated record.
AACCAGCUGCCGACAUCGCUUCCUCCCUCUUCUUCUUCCUCAACCUCCACCUCCACCAUCUCAACCUCACCUCCCGCCCUCUCUUCGGGGUUGACACACGCGCGAACUCGGUCCUUUUCGACUCGGUUCUCUCUUUACAUUGACUGGAUUUUGUUGGUCUUACGCCUAUAGCAUGAUCUCGGCUACCAGGAUGUCGGCUACCGCGCGGGCGGCCACCCUACGGUCCCAGAUAUCGACUCUGAAGACGGCAUCCGGCAGUGCUGCUAUCUCCCAACGCUCCCUGAUUCAGUCCUGCUCUUACGCAACAUCACGACCCACCCUUCUGAGCAACCAGCGCGCGGACCGUCCCGUCUCCCAGCUUGUAUCCCCGUAUGCUGCUCUUCCGCUGACCAGGUCCUUCCACGUUGCCACCCCUCGCUGGCAACAACAACAACAGCAAAAGGAUAAGCAGGAGAAGGAGGAGCAGCAGGAAAAUAAGUCCGAGGAAUCGAAGGAGGAGAAGACUGAGGAAGAAUCAAAGAAGGAAGAGAAGAAGGAUGCGCCUCCGCCGCCACCCCACGGUGACAAGAGCCCUUGGCAGGUUUUCACGGAGACUCUUCAAACAGAGUUCAAGGCAUCUAAGGAAUGGAAUGAGUCGACAAAGGCCCUUGCCUCCUCGGCUCACCAGUUCUCGGAGAACGAGAACAUCAAGCGGGCUCGUGCCGCUUAUGAAGCGGCCUCGGGAGCCGCUACUUCCAAGACCGCCACUGCCCUGAAGUCGACCGGUAAGGCCAUUGGCACCGGAGCAUCCUGGACCUGGAAUACCCCCGUCGUGAAGGGUCUGAGAAAGGGUGUCAACGCGACUGGCUCCGGUCUCGAGAAGGCCACCAGACCCGUGAGAGAGACCGAGGCCUACAAGAGUGCCGUGGGCGGUGUGAAGAAUGCCAUCGAUGAUGGUAGCAGCUCUCGCUACGGUGGUUACAUCGAUAAGGAGGAGCGCCGGAGACAGAGGAAAUUGCGUGAAGAGGAGGAGCUCAAGUCUGGCCGCCGUCUUGAGCCGAUGGUUGAAGAUCCUGAUGCCGGAACCAACGUUACACUUCACAAGGACUCUGCUUGGAAGGAGUCGUGGCGCGACUUCAAGGACUCUAACCCUAUGAUGCAGAAGCUUUUCACCCUGAAGGAGAAUUACAACGAGUCGGAAAACCCCCUGAUCAGCACCGCACGCAGCAUUUCGGACCGUGUCGCUGGAUUUUUCGCCGAGAACGAGACUGCCCGGGUUAUCAAGAAGUUCCGGGAAAUGGAUCCCAACUUCCAGAUGGAAGCGUUCCUGAGGGAAAUGCGUGAAUACAUCCUGCCCGAGGUGCUUGACGCCUAUGUCAAGGGAGACGUCGAGACCCUGAAGCUCUGGCUGUCCGAUGCGCAAUUCCAUGUCUACGCUGCUCUUGCUCAGCAGUACACUACCGCUGGCCUCAAGUCGGACGGUAGGAUUCUCGAUGUCCGUGGCGUUGACAUCUCCCACGCCCGCAUGUUGGAGCCCGGUGACAUCCCCGUGUUCGUGGUGACUUGCCGCUCGCAGGAGGUUCACGUCUAUAAGAAUGUGAAGACUGGCGAGCUGGCCGCCGGCAUGGAGGACAAGGUUCAACUGGUCACCUACGCCAUCGGUCUGACGCGGAUACCCGAGGAUGUCAACAACCCCGAGACCCGGGGCUGGAGAUUGAUCGAGUUGCAGAAGGCUGCUCGCGACUACAUCUAAGCUACUCAAACGCACCUCCUUCUUCGAUUACCCCUACGCUCAACGAUCAUCACACCUCUGCUUGAUUCUUGGUCUAUGACAUGCCUCUAUUCUCUUCUCGAUUGUUUUGAUAUCAUCCGACUGUACAAUAUUGAUU